AUUGCAUUCAAUAUAUUGAAUGAUAUUUUUAUUUUAAUUAUUUUUUUUAUUGAAUUUUAAAGACAACAACAAAAAACACAUGUAUUUUCAGACAUCACUGUUGUAUCGCUGACCGCCAACCGAUCGAUCGAUCGAUGACAUCGACACCCGUAAUGGCCAACAAUAAUAACCCGCCGACGGCGGCGCCGACCAUUAACGCCGAAGUCGAAGAACUGGCCUAUUAUAGGAAAUACGUGGACCUAUUGGAGACAUAUAGGAAAUGGUUGAUCAUAUUUACCGAUAAUGCCGGCGGCGGUGGUGGUCAUCACCAUCAUCUGAUCCAAUUGAAUGUUGUAAUGGAUUUGGAAAAACAGUACACAAAGAUUGUCAGACCCGAUCAUCAAUUGGUCCAUAAGAUGAUGAACACCAUCGGUUGCGGCAGCGGUGACGGUGGCGGCGCCGCCACCACCACUACUGUUGCUUCCGCUACAGAAACCAAUCGAUUUCGGCCAUCAAAUGGUCACCAGAUGAUGAUUGACGACACGCUUACCGAUGUGGCCAACACAGUCGUCACCACAAAUAGUCCUACAAAAACCAUUGAUCAGUUGUCGCCGACAAUUGAUAUCGUCGACAGUAUCGGUGUUGAUGAUAGUGGUGGUCAACAAAAGACUGGAUCCGCUGUUACUAUUAGUAAUGAUGUGGUGAUGGAUGAUGAAGACAAUACUGUAAUUGUUGUACCAAUCAUGCAAACAGUCGAUGAAGUGGUCACUACUACUAUUACUACCAGUCCUAUCACUACUACAACGGCUAUCACAGCAGCCGCGGCGUCCACUACUGUCGCCACCAUUAGUAAAGCAGCUCAACAACAAUCUUCGUCAUUAUCAUCGCCAACGAUGAUGUGGCCGAUAACGACUAGCCAUUUGUCGUCGCCGUUGUCCUCAUUUCAAUCGAUUAGCAAAAGUUUUAAUAAAACAACCGAUAAUUUUACGACAACCACAACAACAACAUCAAUGGCUAAAACAAAGACAACUGCAACGACUAAAACCGUCGAUAGUAGUAGUGGUGGUUAUCGGCAGUCUUUGUCGACUAAAAGUAGUGGUUCGACUGCGACGGUAUCGGUAGACAACAAAACAGAUGACCAUCGACGGUACCAAUCGUACAACAAUAACAACAAACGGUUGACUACAACAUCUACUACUACUACUAGUAGUAGUAGUAAUAGUCGAAAGUCUGCAACAGUUAGACCAUUGGUGUUAAACAAUUUUGUAACCAAUAAUAAUAAUGAUAAUAGGAUUAAUACCACUACUCAUGAGUCAUCGUCACUGUUGUCGCCGUUGUCGGACAAUCGCAGUACUGGCGAAAGUACCGACAGUCUGGACGAUAUCGACUGGAAUAACGAACCGUUUGGCUCUGAUAUUGCCGCCGCCGCUGCCAAACGUAUUGAAACACCUGUUGCCGAUACAGUGUUGUCGAUGAAAAAGUCACCGCCGAUGACAACGGUAACGAAAAAAGUUUUCAACAAAAAUGAUGGUACUGUUAGAGUAGUAUCGUCAUCAACAUCAUCACCGCUGGCCAUCAGUAGUGCUACUACUGCUAAUAGGUCUACUGUGACGACCACUACCGCCAACAAAUCAUCAGCAACAUCACCACCGGUGGUGGUCAGCAGCACUAGUAGACCGCCAGUGGCCAACAUUUCAGCCAACACUAACAACAAAACGCGGACGAAGCCGGUGCCACCAGUUAUCACUUCAUCAUCAGCUUUGGUCAGCAGCACAAUCACCACUACUACUGGUGGUAGUAGUAGUAGUAGUAAUACAGUCAAUCUUACCAUUACUACCAAUACCAACACCACCACUGGUGGAUCUGCAAACAAAUUGUCGGCAAAAAUCGCUAGCACUGCCAUAAAAACAAUAACUACUACUACCGGUAAUACUGGUAGUAGUAAUACAGUCAAUCGUACCAAUACUAACACCAUCAAUGUACGAUCGGCAAACAAAUUGUCGACAAAAACAACCGUCACCCGUAGUAUUCCUAGCACUGCCCUAUCAACUACUACUGUUCCUACUACCGGUACUACAACUGGUCCGCUGCUAAACGUUAACAAAAGUGCUAUUACCUAUAGUCGACUUAGUAGUAGUAGUAGUAGUACUACAAAGUGCAAUGAAUUGCCACCGAUGACGACGGCACCGCAACCAUCACCACCAGUACCUCCAAUUGGUCACAACAUUACUAGUAUUAAUAGUGGUUUAAAGCCAUUAGUGUCCAGUGGUCAGUACGUAUCUAUGGUCGAUACCGACGAUCCAUUGAUUUGUGCGAUUCACCAAAAUAUCGGUUUACAGACAGCCGGCACAACGGCUGUCGGCUAUAAAUGCAAUUACAAUGACUGUACGUUUAUGUCGCCGUCGAUGGACACCACCCGACAGCACACUCAUCGUCAUCUCGCAGACAAUCCGUUUAUAUGCGAUCUGUGCGACAAAGCCUAUCCGUUUGCCGACUAUGAACGCCAUCAGCUAUUGAUUCAUCCGCAAUGCGGCAACAAAUUGUUAGUCCGAUGUCGUUACCGUGGUUGUCACUACUGGACCGGCAGCAAAGAUCGGCUGGUUAUGCACUGUAAUGCUCAGCACAGCAGCGGCAAAGAUGAUGAAACUGUUGGCGACUGUCGACGCGAAUCGUUAAAAACUUGUUUGAAACCAGUCAUCACUGCACAGUCCGAUAGGACAACAACAACAACACCAACACCUGUUGUUAGCCGAGAAUCAGUUGUCGACGGGUUAGUCAAUCAUAAAAAGUUUAGACCGAAUUCGGCUGUAAAAUCGCCACCAAAACCAAGCAUUACUAAACCACCGAAGAUGACAUAUUCACGUAAUAAGUCGUCGAUGUCGUCGUCAUUGUCAUCACCGAUGAUGAGGAUGAUGCAUCUGCAGCACCACUAAAACAGUAUCGAACUAUAUUACCAUUAAAUACUACCUCAACAAC
Messenger RNA from Oppia nitens, 2955 nucleotides. RefSeq names its product mucin-2-like. NCBI's taxonomy places the organism in Eukaryota, Metazoa, Arthropoda, Arachnida, Sarcoptiformes, Oppiidae. The transcript is spliced from 3 exons. The coding region runs from base 135 to 2912 and encodes 925 amino acids. The record is from RefSeq and is a predicted model, not a curated record.